This is a messenger RNA of Pseudozyma hubeiensis SY62, 435 nucleotides long. RefSeq names its product protein AFG2. The transcript has 2 exons. The coding region runs from base 1 to 435 and encodes 144 amino acids. NCBI's taxonomy places the organism in Eukaryota, Fungi, Basidiomycota, Ustilaginomycetes, Ustilaginales, Ustilaginaceae. The record is from RefSeq and is a predicted model, not a curated record.
AUGAAGCAGGGCAGUUGUGUCGGAUUGAGCGUCUAUGAGUGCCGCGUUGCAUGCGUGCAUCUCUGCCACCAAACGCCAGUCAACGCGACGAUCCGCCACCCGACGCUCACUGUAUCGAGCAGAAUCUGCUCUGCCGUUUACGAAGCUGUCUUCAUAGCUUGCGAAGGAGAGCUGUUCGGAAAGCGUCCGAGGCGGCUGGAUUGCAGCCAACUCGGACACGAUUCCUCUGCUCCGCUGGUGCUGUGCUCUCCGCCACUCUCUGCCUCACCAACUUCAACUUCAUUGCUGUCCGACGUGGGGUAUCUUCAUCACCUCAGCUCAGUCGUCAUUGCCACGCGGACACACAAACCCAGCCAUAUCAUCGACCCGCACUACUAUCGCCAUCGCCGCACGCUCCGGCAUUGCACCAUCGCCUUUGCAGCCAAGCUCUUGUGA